Symbiodinium pilosum is the source of this 1830-nucleotide messenger RNA. The record is from the annotation of a GenBank genome assembly. Lineage: Eukaryota; Dinophyceae; Suessiales; Symbiodiniaceae.
AUGGCUUCUCAGGAACAUGACCUGGACGAGGAGAUGUGGGAGGAGAAUGCUAGCCUUAGGAAGCAGCUUGCCGAUGCUCAGCAUAGGCUGCAAAAUCUGAACGAGCAAUACAAGGAAGAGACGUUUUUCUGGAGGAGCAGAGCACUGGAACUGCAAUUAGAGUUUGCAAAAGCCGCGGCGGCCACAAACGAGGCCACGGAGGCGAAUGGCCGAGGUAGAAACGGUUCAAAAGAGCCAGAGGUCCAGGAGGAUUCUAAGCGCAGAGCGCAGCACCAGGAUGUGGAAAAGCAGCUGGAGGAGCUCCACUCGCGCAAGCAGGAGGCAGAAACAAGACUGGCGCGGAGCGAGCGGCUUUCGGAGCAGCUCAAAGAGCAAGCCUGCGAGCAGGCCGUUCAGGCUUUGACCCGGGAUGGCUUUGGGCCCGCGGAGACCUUCGCGAGCUCACUUAGCGAAGUCGAGGCUCCCACUUUGCGUUGGGCACAGCAUCAGAUCGAAAUGCGCUGGCGCCAGCUUGCGUCUGCGAGGAAGGGAAGCGGAAAGGGCGAUCCUCGAUGGAAACAGGGAAGCAAUCAGCAGGUUCCAGCGCAGGUUAUCACUUGCUCCCUGCCCUACCUGCCGGAAGAUGGAAACUUCGAGGAAGUCUGGGAGACCAAAGACUGUGGCUUCGUGCUCGGCUUUGCAGCUCUUGCAGCGGCGCUGGGCUACGGCGUCCACGGCCCUUGCAUUGACCGUUUCGGCGUGAUGUUUGGGCUUUGCACGGCCCUGGGAGGUUGUUGCUUGGGCGUGGCGACGCUGGCCACAGCCCAGACCCAGGCUGCCUUCGUGGCGGGCUCCGCCUUAAUUCGGUUCAGCUACGCUGCUGGUUGGCCAGCCGAGAUGAAGGCGCUGAAGCUGCUGGUGCCGGAUGAGUACCAGGGCAUGGCGGUUUCGGCAUUGGGCUUCGCUUCGCGGGGUGGAGCCAUCCUGGGCCGCGGCUUCUUCGGAGUGCUUCUUCGAAGCUUCACUUGGAGACAAAUCGCCUGGCAGGCUGCACAAGUCCUCUUUGCUGCUGGAGGCCUCGCUGUGCUUGUGAUGCGAGGGCUCCUUUCUGCCAAGUCCACGGGCAAGGCAAGCUCAGCAAAACGGCCGAUGCGAGGCAUCCGAGAAGCACUGCAGGAGCCGGCAGUCUGGCUGGUGACAGCAGCUUUUGCUUGCCUGUGCCAUGUGCAGCACGCCGAUGAUUUCAUGCCGCUUCUCUUCCAGGGCCUCACAAAAUCCAAAAGUGUCGUCUUGUCCUGCGUUUAUCCAGGUGGCGGCAUAGCUGCCAUGCUCUUGAAUGCCUGGAGGGGCUACCUCUUGCAGCACCAUCAGCGUGAGCAGCUUUACGUGGCAAGCAGUGUGCUGGCGGCCCUGCUGCUGGGUUUGCUGCUUUUCCUCUCCGCUUCCGGAGAGAUUUUCACAGUCCUCGUGGCCAGUUCCCUGUUCCUGGUGGCCUUCUGCUGUGCGUUUCCGUAUUACCUGGUGCCCAACCUCUUCGCUUUUGAUCUGAUGGGCACCGAGUGUGCCACGCUCAUUGGCUUCUUUGAGCUGACCUCGUUUUGUAGCAUGAUGCCGGCCCAUAUGGUUCUCCUACGGAUCGCUGGGACUUACGGCUGGACCUAUGCGCUGCUGCAGAUGGUACUGACCAUGUGUUGCGCGGCCAUCUUCUUGUCCUUGCUGAUCCCAAAGUGGAGAGCCAUCGCCGCUCAAGGAAGGGGUCCAACAGGCCCAGCCGGCGUGGCCGUCGUUGAAGACGGCCACGUGACCAGCUAUACGCAGCUCCGCCCUGCCGGAUCUGUGAAGGCUUCAUGA